AUGUUAGUCAAGUUGCCGUUGGAAAUACAAAUCAAACUAUUAUUAAUGGUACCCAACUCAAAUCUAAAGUUUGUUAAUAGUCACUUUUAUUUACUAUAUAAUGAUUUAUAUUAUCAUAAAAUUGUCAAUACAUUUGGUGAAGCUACUGUCAAAGUUAUCAUAAAGAUUUUACCCUGGUUAAAACCUUAUAUCAAAUCAUUAGACGUGUUUAGGAAACAAGCAAGAUUAAUAAUAGCUAAAAGAUUGCAAUUGGAAGAGUCACCUAUAAUUGUUCACAACCCUGAUUUCACCACCACCGUAAACCCAUUGAAUUGUCAAUAUAUCAAAGACUCAUGGAAAUAUAUUUACUCUAUUCUCAAAAAUAAACGAUUUUAUGCUGAAUACUGUGAUUACAAAAUUGAUGAGCCUUCAAAUUAUGUUUUCAAUCAUUAUGUUGAGAUUAAUCGAACUUAUUUAUUGAGUUAUAAUAAAGUUUGUUGGCUUGCCCCAGGUGAUUACAAUUUGAAUAUUGCUUUGGCAGUUAAGAAUGGUCAAGGAUUAGGAACCACCAAAUUUGAGGUCAGAUAUCAAGAAUUGAAUGAACUAGGUGAAACCCUCAUUAAACUGCAAACAUUCUAUCCCCCUAGCAAUAUAAAUGAAAUCUUACCAAAGAAUCAAUUUGUAUGUUUGAAUGUGGGGCAUUUUGUAAUCCCACCACCAUCAGAAACAGAGUCAAGAUUUUACUUCAAACAAUUUCAAUCCAAUAGUGAUCAUAACAAGCUACGAAGAAUUGAAAUUGUGAUGGAAGAAAUUGGAUUAUACUUGAAAAGUGGAUUUCGUGUGUACUUUAUUGACAUCAGUCAACCGUCAAUGUUAUUCAACGAGUACGACCUAUUAUACUAUUCAAUUAAUGAAACUGAUUACCGAUAUUUUAUCAACAUCCUAUUAAAGAAUUUAUAUAAAGCUUUAAAUUACGUCCAAAAUGCCGGAUGUUCGGAUGACUUGAGCUACCAAUACAACCGAGACGUUUACGGAGAUGGAGACCCAUUUAGUAUUAUCAAUAAAUAUGACAAGCAGUUUUUAUUGGAAUAUGAAAAGACUAAUGGAUUUUUAUCUUCAUCUUCCUCGUCAUCAUCAUUGGCCUUGAAUUCCUUGCAAGAUUAUGUAUUAUAUGAUAAUAAGAAAUUGCUUAACUAUGGCAGGUUUUUCUACUUGAACAAAUUCACAAUAAGGAAUUUCAAAUUUACUACCAUCUACCAACAACGUCAAUUUAUCAAUAGAUUUGGUGAUUAUUUGGUUGAUUGUAAAGAGCAAGACAGUAAAAAGAACGUUGUUGAUGGGGAUGAAAUUCCAAUUGAAAGAAAUUGUUCGUACGAUCAUUAUGGGUUGAAAUGGAAACUUCCCAUAUUAGGUCAGUUAUAG
This is a messenger RNA of Candida albicans SC5314, 1401 nucleotides long. RefSeq lists its product as uncharacterized. The record is from RefSeq and is a predicted model, not a curated record. The coding region runs from base 1 to 1401 and encodes 466 amino acids. The transcript has a single exon. Lineage: Eukaryota; Fungi; Ascomycota; Pichiomycetes; Serinales; Debaryomycetaceae.